Spirometra erinaceieuropaei is the source of this 2696-nucleotide messenger RNA. The record is from the annotation of a GenBank genome assembly. Lineage: Eukaryota; Metazoa; Platyhelminthes; Cestoda; Diphyllobothriidea; Diphyllobothriidae.
AUGGGCCUUUUCGGCCACGUGCGCAUCCACGAGACCGGCCUUGACCGCACUCCCGACACACCCACCACAUCCAACACAUCCACCGUGCACACCCCCACCCUCGUCCCAUCAAUCCGCGCCAUUACCACCACCACCGCCUCCUCUGCAGCUGACGCUGACACCGCCGACUUCUCAUGCCCACACUGUCCACGCACAUUCACCUCACGCAUCGGCCUGGUCGGUCACUUGCGAAUCCAUCGCACAGCGACUGGCGACCCAGUGCCUGGAGCACCCAUCUAUACCCACCAAGCUCGUCUCAACUGCCCACACUGCCCUCGCACCUUCAGGCAUCGCAUGGGCCUAUUCGGCCACGUGCGCAUCCACGACGACCUGCGGUAGACAACCGCCGGCCACACCGCACAUUCACUCACUCCCUACCUUCUCCACCACCACCAUCACCCCACCAGAAAUCAACACUCACACACCUCAUGCACCCAACUGCCACCUCCCACGCAAGUGGGAAGUCCGCAUCUCGACUCGGUCCCAUGCGGCUUCGGCUGCACGGGUGACUUGAGUCCGAGACUAUCCCGACACGUCAAGCGUCGUGGAUAGGAAGGCUGCUGAUUGACGCCCGCUCUCGGUUCACGCAGUUCGUCGCGUUGUGUGUGUGUGCUGUGUGGAGUGGCGGACUGGUGGGCUGGGAACGGGCUGAAACAGCACCUUCCACGGCACUCUCACGCAAGGGAGACACACGCCGUUCAACCCCCGUUGUGUGAAAUCCUGGUGUUUGCGUGUGUAUGGGGGGCCAGGUCGUGCCGUGGCGCGCGCAGUCAUGGUAAGUCGACCAUGACAGCCACCGCGCCAAUUCCCCACUCCAGUCUGCUGACCGGCUCGGACAGCGGCUGGGGUGUGGGAGUGGGAAGGGAGAGUGAGGUCGACGACUCAGCGCACUUUCUCCUCACUAUAAACCAUCUGACGCGCUUGAAGCUAUCACGGUGCGCUAAAAGCGGUGGCUUGGAAGGUUGCAAACUGACGGGGUAUCUUGGACCUCCUCCUUGACCGGAGGCGGUCUGAGAGUCAGGCUGCAAUGGCUCCUUUUUAAUGUGGCCUUUAUGGCACUCCCAUCACAGUGUGGGAUCCGAGCCAGGCGUUGGCGGCACGCCCAGGUGCGGCUUCGGUCGUGCCAGCCUCCAAAUCUCUCUUGUGUUGGUUGAAAUCUUGGUUAUUUGUUGUGUGGGCCAGGGGGUGUGGUGGAACGCCAAGGUGAGGAUCCGUCCGAGCCAUCCACCUGCGGCCUCUCUCGUCUCCGGUCUUCUUGACACUGUCUUUACACCGGUCUCGGGCGAGGGAGGAGGAGAGAGUGUAGGUAGAUGCUACGCAAGUCUACCGGCACUAUAAACUAACAGAUAUAUGAUCCAACUAAACAUGCUUACUGUGACAAAAAUAAUAAUUGUAACGUCCAUGACAUUAGGCAUUGAGGGUAUUUAGUUUUUUGACGAAACAUCUGUCUGAACUGUAAAUUUCAAUGCUGAAACGCGUUGGGCCAUUACAAUGCUCUCCCCGUCGUAAUAACGAAAGGUUCUUCCAUCCUUCGGCAUUUUUCCAUGAAAGGUUAUAGAAAACUUUGCUCCAAAGAGAGGAAACAAACAAGUAUAUAUUAAGAAAUCGGUCGCGAAACGUCACGAAAGUCCAUGGGGAAUGAAAAAGCCUAAUGCUCAGUUAGCGGCACUAGGCAGGGUACUUGCCUGAGAAAUCUAUAUUUCAUAGCUGUUUUGGCGGAUUUUGAAUAAUUCAUAUUGGCCCAGCUGUGGAAAACUCCUCUCCUCGGUGGGACUCAAUCCCACGCAGUAGGGGGAAGGUUUUAGUACAGUCAACGCUCUAACCACUUGAGCUACGAGGCCUUGCCGGACAACGUGAGUUUAAUCACAUUUGGGUCAAGUUUACCCGCCCAACCUACUGCAAUGUCUGGAAUUCACCAAAUCUGAUACAGUAAGUUGACUGCCCAAGCACGAUUUCCUAAGUAAUCCACCCAGAAUCCACCAGAUGACUACCAGGAAAACCUGGUACAUUGCGCAGGGCAGCCAGGCCGCGCAGACGGGGGUUAACUUCGUCAGCCACUGCGUCCGAACCAACCCCCGUCGCCUUGACAUCAUCUUGCCUUUGGAGUCUGGUGAGUGAGAUGGUGCGAUAGAUGCCGUGCAAAUCUGCGUCAGCACAAAUUAACUCACGCGCAAGUCACCGGUGCUGCGCCCACUGCGGACGUCGUCGCUCGCGACAGUCGAACUCCCAUUUAGCUGCACGCUGCUCAGAUGCGCCCUUGCCAGUCUUGUCCCCCACUCACGUUGUGGCAUCUGCACUUACUUAUCACUGACCAGUCCCGACACAGCCACUACAUCCAGCACCCCAGCAUGCUCAGCCGCUCCCUCACUUCGUCGCCCUGUGCGCCCACCGCCGCCGUCGCCGCCGCCGUCGCCGUCGCCGCCACCAUCUCCGUAGCUGACACCGGCACCGCCGACUUCUCAUGCCCGCACUGUCCACGCACAUCUACCCCACGCAUCGGCCUGGUCGGCCACUUGCUAAUCCAUCACGCAGAGACUGGAGAACCAAUGCCUGAGGCAUUCACUUACACCCUCCACAUCCGCCUCCACUGCCCUCGCACUUUCAUGCACCACAUGGGCCUAUUCGGCCACAUGCGCAUCCACGAAAACCUGCGGUAG